This is a messenger RNA of Salvelinus fontinalis (brook trout), 1168 nucleotides long. RefSeq names its product amine sulfotransferase-like. Gene Ontology annotation, biological process: sulfation. The record is from RefSeq and is a predicted model, not a curated record. Gene Ontology annotation, molecular function: sulfotransferase activity. NCBI's taxonomy places the organism in Eukaryota, Metazoa, Chordata, Actinopteri, Salmoniformes, Salmonidae. The transcript is spliced from 6 exons. Bases 14 to 892 code for a protein of 292 amino acids. Gene Ontology annotation, cellular component: cytoplasm.
GUUUUAACUGAGGAUGGGAGAGGAACAGAAGAUUCAGAUUACUGCCCUUGGGCUUUUCCCACACAAGGGGAUCAACCUGGUCAGAGGGGUGCAUCAAGUCCAACACCUUGAUUCUCUGGAGACAUUUGAAAUAUGGGAUGAUGACAUUGUUGCUGUUACUUACCCACGGUCAGGAACUACAUGGACACAGUAUAUUUUGUCCCUAUUGUAUCAUGGAGAUCAAAUGACAGAGGGAAGUAACAAAUCAAUCCAGGAACUGGUGCCCUUCCUUGAGAGAAACAUAAGUCAAAUAGACUACAACAGCAAGCCAUCAACAAGAACAUUCGCGUCUCACUUACAUUUGUCCUCGAUCCCUCAAGGACUGAGAGAGAAGGGAAAGGUGAUCUACAUAGCCAGGAACCCAAAGGAUGUUGCUGUGUCCUUAUUUCAUCUCCAAAAUUUCACGAAAGUCCUUAAGAGCGAACCUGACUUUAAUACAUUUCUGAUUCAAUUUCUCAAGGGGGAGGUUCUCGGGGGCUCUUGGUUUGAUCAUGUUGCUGAUUGGUAUGCUCACAAAGAUGAAUUUGACAUCCUUUCCCUGAGAUAUGAAGAUAUGAUCAAGGACACACGAGGUGCAGUUGUCAGGAUAUCAAACUUCUUGGGAAAAAAGCUGGAUGACCAAACCAUUGACACAAUCGUGGACAAAUCCUCCUUCAAGAACAUGAAGGAAGACCCACAGGCUAGACGUGAUAAACAGCAUCCAGCAUUUUUUGAACAAAGUGGAUCCUUUAUUAGAAAAGGGAAGGUUGGGGACUGGAAGAGUAAGUUCACUGUGGCCCAGAGUGAGAGGUUUGACCAGAUCUACAUGGAGAAGAUGAAAGACGUGCCUCUUGAAUUUGACUGGGAGCUGUGAAAAUAGACAUGUCCUGGUUACAUGAUGAAGAUCUUCAUCAACUUGGCUGAAGAUGUCAGCAAAUUGAUCCAGAUCAACAACAACAAAAAGUUGUUGAUCUGUAGUUGUCAAAUUGGGCUUCAGUUGUGCGAAUAAUUCCAAAUAUGUCACUUAAAGAUGUUUUGAAUCUAGGCUGACUAGAUUGGAGGAAAUAGCUGCCCAGCUGCAAUGAUUGUGAAAAUAAACAAAUGCAAUUAAUUACAAAAUAUUAUUAAGAUGCGCACAUAAUUCAUAUCU